Molecule: messenger RNA, 969 nt
Organism: Punica granatum (pomegranate)
Lineage: Eukaryota; Viridiplantae; Streptophyta; Magnoliopsida; Myrtales; Lythraceae
Source: RefSeq, a predicted model, not a curated record
GGUCCAUAGAUGUCCGUCAGCUUCAGUAAAUCCACUGUCUUAACUUCCAUGGAGCUCGAAGCUCAGUUCGUCAUUUCCCCCGGUUCGUCCGCAGAAUGAAUUCGAUUUCGAGUUCUUUGGCUGUAACGGCGGCUCCCGGAGCUCGGCGCUUCACCGGUUCCUGUAACCACACAGACGAAUUUCUUGGGAAUACAUGCCGCACAAACUUGUCAUUCCAUUCGAAUCGUGCCAGGGACCUGCAGCUCAGCUCCUCCAGGCGACUCACCACCAUUCGUGCUGGGUACAGUGAUGAUGGAAAGCCAAGCAGUGCAAGCAUCUUUGUUGGAGGCUUUGUCCUUGGAGGAGUUAUAGUUGGCGCACUCGGUUGUAUAUUUGCACCCCAGGUUCCAAUCCUCCAUAUCAGCAAGGCACUAGCUGCGACUGACAGGAAGGAUUUGAUGAGGAAACUGCCCAAAUUCAUAUAUGAUGAAGAAAAGGCCUUGGAGUUGUUUUCUGUUUUGCAGAAAACAAGGAAAGUUCUGACUGAGAAGAUCGCCCAGCUGAAUUCUGCCAUAGACGAAGUGUCUGCUCAGCUACGGUCAGAAGAGUCACCGGAUGCCACUUCGGUGGACCCUGAUGAAGUAGAAGCUCCCGCAUGACCUAAUGCUCACAAAGUUACCUCACGUCAUAACCCUUGCAGAUCAUAGAGAAAUACUACAGUAUAUGAAGGAGUCGGUCUACUCGUGUUUCUUCGAAAGGCUUAACAUUGUUCAGUCAUAAAUCGUUAAGAAUCUAUUCCUUACCCACCAUUCUCGGAAGUUGCAGAAAGAAGCAAAAUCCAGAUUCUCUUGUUAAUGCAUGCUUUAUUCCCGGUUUCAUGGAAGAAAUUUGGACAAUUUGACCGCCUGAGAGUUGUGUUUUCUAGUCAUGUAACUCGUCGCCAGAUUGAGAUUAGAUCGUUAAUAAUGCUAGUAGUUGAUAUGUGACAUA